This is a messenger RNA of Setaria italica (foxtail millet), 1447 nucleotides long. RefSeq names its product zinc finger protein 8-like. The transcript has a single exon. The record is from RefSeq and is a predicted model, not a curated record. Bases 304 to 1233 code for a protein of 309 amino acids. Gene Ontology annotation, molecular function: DNA-binding transcription factor activity. Gene Ontology annotation, biological process: trichome differentiation; trichome morphogenesis; response to gibberellin. Lineage: Eukaryota; Viridiplantae; Streptophyta; Magnoliopsida; Poales; Poaceae.
CAGCUGUGCUGUGCACUGCAAAGCACCCAGCCCCCUCCUCUCCCCUCCCUCCUGCUCCAAUCCAUCGCAUCCCAUUCGCCCCAUAUCCUGCAAUAUUCUAGCUAGCCCCUCUCGCCGCAAUCACAAACCCAUGAGCAACCAAACGCCUCUACCAGCCGCAGCGGCUAGCUUUCCUCGGCUUCUCGCCUUCCUGCUCUUCCUCUCCCCAAUCAAACCCUAACCCUACGACACCUCGAUCUCGCUCCCCCGUCGCUCUCCCUCAAGCAAGAUCGAUCGGCGCAGCCGGCCGCUCGAUUUAACAGGAUGAGCGGCGGCGAGCGAGAUGCGCAUGGGAUUAACGCCAGCGGCGGCAGCAAGGUGGCCGCGAGCAUCGACUCCUUCUCGCAGCUGCCGUUCAUCCGCUCGGCGCGCGAGAAGCAGCAGCUGCAGCAGCCGGCGACGACGCCGGGAGGUGGGACGGCGGGUAUCCGGCUGUUCGGGUUCGACGUCCCGCCGGACUCCGCCGCCGCCGCCAUGGCAUCCUCGACUGGCUCGAAAGGAGAGGCCUUUGUCAAGGAAAGCCCCGCCGCCGCCGCCGCCGAGACCUCGCGGGCGCGAGCGGCGAGGGCGGGGAGAGAGGAGAGGAGAGGGGCAGCCGGAAGUCGAGUGCCACUACUGCUACUGCUGCGGAACUUCCCGACGUCGCAGGCGCUGGGCGGGCACCAGAACGCGCACAAGCGGGAGCGGCAGCACGCCAAGCGCGCGCAGUUCCAGACCGCCAUGGCCAUGCACCACGGCCAGUACUACUACCCGCACCAUCACCCGGCCGCCGUCGCGGACCCCGCCCACCUCUACCCCGCCGCCCUCGCCGCGUACCACCACCACCGCUUCGCGGCCGCGCCGCCGCCGCACUACCCGUCGUGGGCGGCCGCCGGCGGCAGGUACUACAGCGGGCCUGGGUCCAUCUCGCAGCCGAUCAACGGCAGCCCGGUGGCGACGCCGCCGCCGCCCGCGCUCUGGCGGGUCCCCACGGGCGGCGUCGGCGUGGGGAUGCCGUUGGCCACGCGACGGCAAGAAGAGGCCACGCCACCACCCCUGGCUGUGCUCGGAGGUGAGGAGCAGGUGGUCGUGGGAGGAUCUGGCUCGGCGCCGUUCUCGCCGUCGACCUCCUCGUCGUCAUCGUCGGCUUCGCCUCAUAAGCGCCCCGCCCCGCCGGAGCGUAAAGAGAAUGUGAGUUUGGAUCUGAGCUUGUAGUCUCGAGAAAUGACCGGUCGAUCGAUCGGAGACAGACUUAUAAUUGUUGCGUUUUUACAAAACAAAAACGAGUGCCCUCUUUUUCUGGCCUCCUCUCUCAUGCUUGCAAUUAUCAGUGUAGCUUCAAUACCGUUUACGGUGCUCAAUCAAGUGAUGAUGAGCAAAAAUGACACAUCUCUCCGCAGUUUAUAUGUGCACCUUUUAAACUGUUCCA